AUAGACACAAUUAUUGGGAAAAGUUCUGACCAAAUGGAGAUCGCUGUUGUAAGAAAAAAUGAUGGUGAAAUUUAGAAGAAUGCGCGGAGGAUUAUUACAAGCAUAGCCGCUUGAGGCGAAUUAAUUCUACUAUAUUAUCUAAUAUCAAUAUGGCCUGAAAGUUAUGUUUGCAUGUUGAUGUGGAAGGAAUCUCCAAAUAAUUACCAAUAACGCUGAAAUGUUGUGCACUUAUCAUAAAUAACCAGGCGCAGAAGCAAAUGAACCGUUAAACAACUUAACAAAAACGUAUCGAACGUAGCCCGGUUAUAAUGUUGGAUUAUUUAAAGAAACUCCGCCGGUUCGACGCCUAUCCGAAAACGUUGGAAGACGUGCGUAUUCAGACAUUAGGCGGGAGUGCUAUUACGGUCAUAAGCAUGGUAAUAAUGAGCAUUUUGUUCUGGAUCGAAUUCCACGAUUAUAUGACCCCGAACGUCACUGAAGAACUGUUCGUAGACACUUCUCGUAGUCCAACUAUUGAAAUUCAAUUGGACAUAACCGUGGCGAGAGUGUCAUGCGAUUUUCUAGCUCUCGACGCCAUGGACUCGUCUGGCGAGCAACACUUGCAAAUACAACACAGUAUUUUUAAGAGAAAAUUAGAUUUAAACGGCAAUCAAAUUGAAGAGGCAAAGAAAGAAGACAUCACGAUAAAGGCGAAAAACGAUACACAAAUGGUAGCUAAUAAAACUGAGUGUGGGAGUUGUUAUGGCGCUGCACAGAGGUGUUGCAAUACCUGUGAGGACGUCAGAGAAGCCUACCGAGAAAAACGUUGGGCGUUGGACAAUGUGGAAAAUAUCGAGCAGUGCAAAAACGAAAAAUUUAAUGAGAAACUCAAGUCCGCUUUCACUCAGGGCUGUCAAAUUUUUGGCGACCUCGUCGUUAACAGGGUGAGCGGGAGUUUUCACAUAGCGCCGGGCAAAAGUUUCGGUAUUAAUCAUGUCCAUGUACACGACGUCCAACCUUUCUCCUCCAGCGAAUUUAACAUGACUCAUCGGAUCAAAAGACUUACCUUUGGCAUGAGUUUAGACAGUGACACUCACAACCCACUAAAGGAUUUCGUGGGUUUGGCGGAUGAAGGCGCCACGAUGUUUCAGUAUCACAUAAAAAUUGUUCCGACAUCUUAUGUCAGAAGGGAUGGUUCAAUUAUACAGAGCAAUCAGUUUUCGGUGACUAAACAUCAAAAAGUCGUGUCCAUAUUGAGCGGCGAAUCGGGAAUGCCCGGGAUUUUCUUCCAGUACGAGCUCUCGCCCCUGAUGGUAAAGUACACCGAGCGGGAGCGUUCCUUUGGACAUUUUCUCACCAAUGUGUGCGCAAUAAUCGGCGGAGUUUACACGGUGGCGGGUCUAGUUGAUACCUUUUUAUAUCAUUCUAUUAAAAUUAUACAGAAAAAGAUGGAGCUGGGGAAACUGCACUGAUUUUUUGUCCAUUUUAUACCUGCAAAAUUUAUUUUAUUGUGGUUGUAAAUAAAAAUUGUGAUUUGCUAAUUGUUUGU
Cylas formicarius (sweet potato weevil) is the source of this 1528-nucleotide messenger RNA. Its product is annotated as endoplasmic reticulum-Golgi intermediate compartment protein 3. The coding region runs from base 309 to 1451 and encodes 380 amino acids. The transcript is spliced from 4 exons. Lineage: Eukaryota; Metazoa; Arthropoda; Insecta; Coleoptera; Brentidae. Gene Ontology annotation, cellular component: endoplasmic reticulum; COPII-coated ER to Golgi transport vesicle; Golgi membrane. The record is from RefSeq and is a predicted model, not a curated record. Gene Ontology annotation, biological process: endoplasmic reticulum to Golgi vesicle-mediated transport; retrograde vesicle-mediated transport, Golgi to endoplasmic reticulum.